UGUUUGGCGCCAAAUCUCUCUCGUUCUCUCUCGUUCUCUUCACUGCUUCUGCUUCUGCUUCUGCUUCGGCUCGUCGCUGCAGAGCAGCUUGCCGAAGCUCGAUGGCGAGUCUAGGGUUUCGCCAUCCUCAGUUCUCCGAGGAUCUUGCUUGGUUGCCGGAUUGGCUGCAGCAAAAUCAAUCGGAAUUUCCUGCGGAGCAGCCGUUCGAGAACGCGGCGCUCUUUCGAGAGAAUGUCGGUGAAGAGAGGUGGUCGGGAUUAUCGUCAGAGGAUGAAGGUGGAUACGCCGGUUGCCGUUUGUUCUUGUCCGGGGAAGAUGGUUCGCCGUUCUUGUCGGGGGGAAAAGAUGGUUCACCGGGGAGUCAUGCUCAGUCUCCUGGAAAAGUUCUUCAUUUUCACCUACGAUUCUCGUACAACAGCGGCUCACAGUCACAGUGUACGAAAAGCCAAGAAUCUAAUGCAUCUCUGGCAGGGAUUCAGUCUUCAAAAAGUACCCAGAUUCAACGAGUUGAAAAUGCAUCUCAACCUGUUGAGAAGGUUAGAGGAAGUGUGCAUGGAGAGAACUUGAGAAGACAUCUCAAGGAUGCAGAUCUAGAUGCGGCAGUUGAACUCUCGAUUGCUGCAUCUGAAGCUAUGGCUAUACAUGAAUUGGUAGAGAAUGAUUCAGCUUUAAAAUCUCUACCUGCAGCAGCUGUUGUGGAGGUUGCACUUCGGGUGAAGGAAGCACGCUUAAAGGGAUCGGAAGAGGUGUCCAAUUCUGUGAUCAAGAGGACUGAAGAGGAUAUAGACUUGGAUGAUAUUGCUAUGUUAGAUGCUUUUAAAGAUGUAGGGCUGUCUUUCAUUGACUAUAAUGAGCGAGGCAUGAGUGAUUUUGACAUUUCUCAAGUCAAAGAAACUCCGUCAUCUCAAAUUCACUGUGAGAAUGGUUCCCAAAGAGAGGAGACAAGAAUUGAUUUUAAUAAGAUGAAUGCGCAGGAGGUUUCGGUUCUUGAUAAACAACCAGAAAGUGACUCUUUAUUAGAGUACUCCCAAUAUGAGUGCAGAAAAAGCACUUUUGGUGAUAAAGAUCAGGGUUCACCCACCUUCAAUGUGGCAAGUCAUGUUGACACUAUGCUGCAUCAGUCAGCUCUGAAAGAAUCAUUUGUUUUAACUGUGGAAAAGGUUGGUUCUGGCAUGGUAGAGAAUGCCUUAUGUGAACGACAAGAGGAAUCAUUUGUUAACAACAUCUCUCAAUGUACUGGUAAUACUAGAGAAUAUAGACAAGUAUAUCUAACUGAAGAAAGAUUCCAGAGCCGUUGGUUAGGUGGUUGGUCCGCAAGGACUUAGAACCUCCUGUGGAGUUGAAAGAAAAAAGCAUGAGAACUAGAAGCAUUGCAAAAUUUUUUGUUCAUGAGUCAAGCUUUCUCUCAGAAUCGGCAGAUAUUGCGCCCGAUGAAAAUUCCGUUGUGCAGAUUG
This is a messenger RNA of Eucalyptus grandis, 1454 nucleotides long. RefSeq lists its product as uncharacterized. Gene Ontology annotation, molecular function: histone binding. The coding region runs from base 102 to 1325 and encodes 407 amino acids. Gene Ontology annotation, biological process: positive regulation of transcription by RNA polymerase II; DNA damage checkpoint signaling. Gene Ontology annotation, cellular component: nucleus. The record is from RefSeq and is a predicted model, not a curated record. The transcript is spliced from 7 exons. Lineage: Eukaryota; Viridiplantae; Streptophyta; Magnoliopsida; Myrtales; Myrtaceae.